Molecule: messenger RNA, 1410 nt
Organism: Theileria parva strain Muguga
Lineage: Eukaryota; Apicomplexa; Aconoidasida; Piroplasmida; Theileriidae
Product: SVSP family protein
Exons: 1
Coding region: 1-1410 (469 amino acids)
Source: RefSeq, a predicted model, not a curated record
AUGUACAAAAAUAUUGUGUGUAAUUUUAUAUUAAUAUUUAUUAUAAUAAAAUGUGUCAAAUCACAAGACAAUAAUCCUGAUCAACCAGCUGAUGACGAAGAAGAUGAGGACAAUUUUGAAGUUUUAGAUCUAGAUAAAAUAAUUCAGCAACGACUUGAUCGAUUUGAGGAUCCUCAAUAUCAACCUGAACCAACAUAUUAUCAACCCCAACAAUAUCCAGUAUAUCAACCUCAACAGUAUGAUCAGUAUCUACCACAACAAUUUGGUCAUUAUCAACCUCAACAAUAUGAUCAUUAUCAACCAUAUCAAACACAGACAUCACAACCACAGAGUCAACAACAACAACAUGAUCAUUAUCAACCUUAUGAACCUACAGCAGCACAACCCACUCAACCUCAAACUCAACCCCAACAAUAUCCAGGAUAUCAACCUGAAUCAUAUACACCAUACCAGACGCCUCAACAACAGGUAACUCAACCAGAACAGUAUUAUCAGCAUUAUGGACCUCCUAGCUACGAUCCUUAUCAACAUAUACCAACUUAUCCACCUGGAUAUCAAACACAACCAAUGGAACAUUAUGAACCUCAACCACAACCUCAAUCAGAAACUUUAGAAGAUGAGGAAGAUUUCUAUGUUACAGAACAUGAUCAACCAUAUCCACAACAGGAACCUCAACAACCACAACAACCAAUUAAACCGCGAAAAAGAGCAAGAAAGAGAAAAGAUCCUCAAGCGCCAGAAGAACAAGGUGAUGAACAACCUAGAAAACGAAGAAGGCCAGUUAAAAAAACUAUUGAUAUCAAAUUUUAUAAGAAGGAUUCUGAUGGAAAACUGGUAGAAAUGAUAAAUGAAGAUUAUGAAGUUACAUAUGAUGAUCGAAAUAAAACAAAAUAUUUAUUUUAUGCAGAUCUUGAGCAGAUAGAAUGUGACAAUCAAAUUAUCUACCUCCAUGAAGAUGGAACUCCAUAUUGUUCAUCAUUAACUUAUAGUAAAAAAACUAAGAUUGUUGUCAUUACUAAUAUUCAAGGAUUUAUAUUAAUUAAGAGAAUUAAAGGAGAAUGGACAACAACUGAAGAAAAGAUUCCAGAGUAUGUAAAAUUCUAUACAGAAGAUUCCGAAGGCAAAGAAAUUUUACUAACUAAAGAACAUUACAAAGUUACUUUUACUUCACAUGCAUCCUUUAGAUACGAAUUACACCCAGGUGUAAAAUGUACAAAGAUAAAAGCUGAUAAUAUGACUGCAUGGGAAAAAACUGAUAAUGAUGCAGAAUUUCCUAUAGUGAUUUAUGUUACUAAUAAAUUAAGUCUUAUAAUCAAUUUUGACAGCUACACUAAAAUGUUCGAAAGAAGACCUCAUAGAUAUAGAAUUCUAUAUAAUAAAAAAACUUUAGGAAGACGCAAAUACAAAUAA